This is a messenger RNA of Penaeus chinensis, 2540 nucleotides long. Its product is annotated as lysosome membrane protein 2-like. The record is from RefSeq and is a predicted model, not a curated record. Gene Ontology annotation, cellular component: cytoplasm; membrane. Lineage: Eukaryota; Metazoa; Arthropoda; Malacostraca; Decapoda; Penaeidae. Gene Ontology annotation, molecular function: scavenger receptor activity.
AGGAAGGGUUCGGUCGCAUGCUCUUGGCUCCGACGGCCGCGCGUGUGCUACAGGUUAUGACCAUUAAGACCUUGAUCGGGAAAUAAGAAAGUGCUUGAGGAUAUGCGCCGUCGGUGCUUGAAAAAUCAAAGUUGCUGAAGGAAUAUAGGUGCAGUUCGGUUCUCUGACGUAUAUACUGGCGAGUGAAACGGAAAAGAAAGAAUAUAUAUUAACACACAACAGACCUGACUCAUGCAUAUUUACGGCCACGUCAGAAUAUAUGGUUAUUUAUAAUUGAAAUUUAAGAGCACGUUGUUUGUCCCAACAGAACGAAAGACCUCGAUAAAUAAACAAAAAAGAAAACACUAUCAACAACAUCAUCAGAAGUUUAAAUACCUUUGCCGUCACCAACCCGACAAACGUUGGCCCUUUAACAAACGUUACCCGGCGCCACCGCAACAUCAAAGGGUUGAAAAAAAAUUAUAACUGUACAUGCUACAUUCUCGCCUCUUUGAUGCAUGCGAGCGCUGCACCAUAGAUAUUUAGAGAAAGAUUCUGCGUGUGCGUGUACUCGUAGGCAAUUGUGCUCCCAACACACACACACACCACCUGUUAGUACCGUUACAAGAGUCAGCAUGUUCCCGACGAAGCAAGUGAAGAUUCUGCUGGGCAUUGGCUCCGUCUUGGUGUUGCUGUGUGCCAUCUUUAUCGGCGUUUUCCCUCUCAUCUUCUAUUCCAUCGCCAGCCAGCGUAACAACACUAACGACGGUAGAUACAAGGUGAAGACAGGUGCUUUAGGAAUGGACGAUUACCAGUACAUCGUGGAAUGGAAAGGUCAGACUGAACUCGAUUACUGGAACGGAGAUCACUAUUGCAACAUGAUCAACGGCACAGAUGGUUCUCAGUACCCGCCGAGAGUCACGAGGGAUACGGUGCUGAGGCUGUACACUUCGGAACUCUGCAGAUCCCUGUACCUGACCUACGAGAAGGACCGCAGCCACUUCGGCAUCCACGUCUACCGCUUCAUCCCGCCGCGUGACAUGCUGGAGGAUCCUCUUAUUAACCACGACAACCUCUGCUACUGCACGCCGGAUAUCGACCAUUGCCUGGGUGCCGGGAUGAUGAACAUGGGUCCCUGCGCUAUGGGCGCCCCCAUCGUGAUGUCGACGCCCCACUUCUACCAGGGAGACGAGGUCGAACUGGCAAAGCUCGUGGGACUCAACCCGAGGAAGGAGGAACACGAGACCUUCCUGGAUGUCGAGCCUAGGACGGGGGUAACCAUGAAGGCGGCCAAGAAAAUCCAGAUUAAUAUUCCGCUGAAGCCUUAUGGCCAGUUUCCCUCCUUCAAGAAUGUGCCGGAGGUCAUCUUCCCCAUCCUGUGGGUCAACGAGAGCGCGGUUGUAGACGAGGCGACGGCGCAGGAAGUGAGGAAGGGCGUCACUCUGCCAUUCGUCGUCGUGGACGCUGUGUGCGGCUCCCUCAUAGCCAUCGGGGUCGUGUUGAUCAUCGUCGGGGCUUUCAGAUUCUACAAAUUCAAGCACCUCAUCAAGCAGACGAAGAACUCAUCCAGCAGCAAAAAUCACGUCCUGAAGGUGCUACGGCAGGCAUCGGCCCAAGAGCAGCCUAUAGGAGGACCGCUGGCCCGCCUUCUCAACCCCCUGGAGAUCAAAAGAGCGAAGAAAAGCGAAAGUCGAAGAAGUACGCCUCACCCGGCCAGCUCAGGCACCCUAAUCGGUCGGGCGGCGACGCGAGAAUAAGCUCACGGCUGCCUGAGGUCGGGCCACUUCCACAGGCAUCGGGUCGUGGAAGAGGAGUGGAAUUAAGUGGAGUGGAACAGAACUCGCGAAGACAGCAGAAAUUAUAAGCGUCGACGGAACGCCAUUUCGCCGCAGCUGCCAGCCAGUACGCAGAAAGCACGCAGCCAGAGCGAUUGCCAAAAGCUUUAACGGGCUCUCAUGUGUAUAAAAAAAGGAAAAAAAGAACAAGAAAUGAAAACAGAAAAGAACCAAAAUAUAUAAUCAUCUCUCUAGCGGCUUAACUACCCACGUCGAAAUGUUAGUGUUUACCGCGACGGAGAAUGUUCAUUUUGUAGAUAGUGAGGUAACGCCAAGAGACGGAGGCGUAGAAGAUGAAGUGAAAAAAAAAAUACCGAACUGUGAUACAAGUUAAUGUGAAGAGAAACCUAUCUGCCUUAAUAUAGCUGGCCUUUUUCAAAUCUUCCUUUUCCUUUUUGGGACAUUCUUGCCGAGUCUAGAAGAUGGAGACAACAAUCGAGGUCUUGUUUUCUUUCUUUCUUUCUUUCUUUCUUUUUUGAGUGUCUGUUUCUCGUUCUUAGACUCCUGUUUCUCUUGUGGAAAGCUCUCAGGCAGCUUUGUUUUAAUAGUAUCAUUAAUUAAUACUGUGAUUUACUGUUCUCUUUACUUUAAAUAAUAAGUGUAAAAAGGGGAUACUUUGUAAGGAAAACAUACUUAGGUAGAGAAUGAGUGAGUGAAUGAGCAGUUAGAGACAGAAAGAGAGAGAGAGAGAGAGAGAGAGAGAGAGAGAGAAAGAGAGAGAGAGAG